Bactrocera neohumeralis is the source of this 1963-nucleotide messenger RNA. RefSeq lists its product as uncharacterized. The record is from RefSeq and is a predicted model, not a curated record. The coding region runs from base 680 to 1753 and encodes 357 amino acids. NCBI's taxonomy places the organism in Eukaryota, Metazoa, Arthropoda, Insecta, Diptera, Tephritidae. The transcript is spliced from 2 exons.
AAAGAGAUUAACAUUUUUUAUUAAUUUAUCUUCUAGUUAAACUAAGAAAAUUCCAAAAAAAUGUGUAAAAUUUAAAAUUUUAUUAAAAAUUGAAUAAAUAGUGGCUUCUGAUCAAAAGAAUUUUACUUUAUGCUGUUUAAAAAUAUGUUAAAACUUGACUUUUCUUAAUAUUUUUUUUAGUUUAAAUAUAAGAUAAUUUUAUGUCAAUGAUAAUAAACUUUGCCCUAAUUCCAUACGACUUUUAGUAUUUUUCCUAUCCUGCCCGUCAAUUAAGAAUAAUCGUAAAAAUUAAAAACCGAGAAAUCACGCUUCAAAGUUUUCGCUUUUUGCCUAAACGCUCAUACAUAUACAUAUUUAGUGUAAGAAAAAUAAAAGUUUGAAUAACUUAUUAACGAAAUACAAUGAAAUAGAUAAAAAUGCUACAUUAGAAAUAAAUUUCAAGAAAUGUUCCGCUUGCCUGUCGCAUAUGUUAACUCUGUGAAGAACGAACGCAAAAUGGAUUUGUGUCGUGUAUGGGCAAACGAAUUCAUACCGAUCGAACGCACUUGUGUGCUCGUGUAUGGGCACUAUAAGGCCGCGGCCACGUAGUAAACGACUGAGCGAUGAGCGGCUGAGCGACGAUUUUGAGCGACGUAUGGCUUUUUACUGAGCGACUGUUGUUGAGCGAUUAAUUGCUAAAAUGCCGUUGUCAAGGGCUGUACAGCGUUUAUUACUGCUUGAAAAUAGAUAUCAUGUUUAUAGAAUCUUGCUACGUAUAAAAAAAAGAAAGUAUGGUGUUCAUCCUAUAAACCAAACAAGAUGGAGGUUCGGUGAAUUUAAUCAUUUAUAUCAAAAUCUACGUAAAUUUCCAGAUAGAUUCUUUCAAUAUCUACGUAUGUCUAUACAAUCUUUUGAUAUAUUGCUUGAAAAAGUUCGUCCUAAAUUAACAAAACAAAGGAAAACAAUUCAUGCAGAGCUGAGGCUUGUUUUGACCUUGAGGUUUUUAGCUACAGGACAUUCGUUUCGCGAUUUAGCUUUUGCUUUUCGCAUGGGCAGAAGCACAGUCAGAUUAAUUAUUUCAGAAACAUGCGAAAUAAUAUGGAAAGAACUUUUGGAGGAGUAUAUGCCUAUACCAACAACAGACCGCCUUAAAACUAUCAUAAAUGAUUACUAUAGGCGUUGGAAAUUUCCGAACUGUUUUGGCAGUAUUGAUGGCAAACAUUGUCAAAUUAAGUGUCCGGCAAAUUCUGGGUCCCAUUAUUUUAAUUAUUUGCACUACUUUUCCGUAGUACUGCAAGGUGUAGCAGAUGCUGACAAAAAAUUUGUAACUAUAGAAGUGGGAGGAAGAGAAAAGCAAAGUGAUGGCGGUACUUUUUCUGGAUCAACAUUAUUUCGAUUGCUUGAAGCGGAUAAAUUGAAUGUUCCUCUUCCCCAAGCAUUGCCAAACUCAAAUACUAUUUUACCUAAUUUUCUGAUUGGUGAUAAAGCUUAUCCACUGAAAACAUAUUUGUUAAGAACUUUUCCACGUAGGAAUUUAAAUGCGAAAACAGAAAAUUUUAAUUAUCGACUUUCAAUAGCAAGAAAAUGCAUUGAAUGCGCAUUUGGAAUAUUAAGCAGUAAAUGGCGGUUUUUGCAAAAAGCCAUUGAAACAACACCAAGAAUAGCUAUUAUUUUAAUUAAAUGUGCUUGUGUACUGCACAAUUUUGUGGGGGAGCGCGAUGGCGAUAGUGAUCUUGAUUACUUACAAACAACAACAACUAUAAACACUAUAUAAACUAUAACGCUCAAACAAAUACAGUUGAUCGAGAACAACAGCAAAACUUCAACAGAAGCAGCCAAACAGCAUUAAAUAUACGUAAUGAAUUAACAGAAUACUUGUGGCAGUUUGGACAUUAAAUUCCACUAAAAAUUUUAAUUUUAUCAUGUUAAUAUGUUAACAACCAAUUUUUUUAUGAAUAAAAAAACACUCACCAGAACAACCACA